GCUCGCUCUUCUGCCAUUACCACUCUGCCCAUCCCUCCUCGUAGGCAUUGACGUUGACUGGCAGCACUGAACAGCAGCACACGAGGCCCGCCUGCUCUCUCGGCCCAUAAUCGCCUGAUCCAGGGCCCAAGCAGCUGUCUGACUCAACACACCCUGCCCUGGACAAGACCCUGUGGUGAUCACCAGCCAUGGCUGUGGACAGCACCGCCACAGCAUGCCUCAACGCCAAUAGCAAGCGCACCUCGCUCUCGCCGUCGCCGCCCGCAGCCGCACACGCAGGCACAGACCCGGCUUUGACCUCGACAGCUGCAGGUGGUGACCGGCCCUACCAGAAACGGAUCCGCCUGUCACUGGCCUGUAAUCAGUGCCGCAAGCGCAAGGUCCGGUGUGACACGACGCUGCCCAAGUGCCGCAACUGCGUCCAGCGCAACGAGCACUGUGAGACGUCGGACCUCCGCCGCCCAGACCACGGGCCGGGGGUGCGGGCCCUCGCCAUCAAGGACGGCAACCAGCAGGCCCGCCAACAGGCACCGCCACAACAGGGCCAACCGCGCAGCUGGGACGACGAUGGCCGUGAUGGAUCCAUUGCAGACGCUCGAGAUGAUGACGGCGGCUUGACAGAAAACGACGCGGACAAGCAGCACCAGCGCCCUGCACCUCCCCGCCGGACCCAGUCACAGUCUUCUCAUCAUUCUAAGUCGUCACGCCCACCAGCAGGCACUACCACGAGUCCAUCCCCCCGAUCCCAGCGCGAGCCAAGCCACGCUGCCACCUCGACCCCAGACUCGCGGUCCCAUCGCCAUGCCUCCGAGUCCGCCACCUCGGCCAACGGCAGCACGAGCGAGGCACCAAAUCUCUCCUGGGUGCAGCGGGCGUACCGGGUCGCCGCGUCCGGCACCCACGGCCCGGAUGGCAGCGGGCCUAACGGCAGCAGCAACAGCAAUGCCGGCGGCGGAGGCGUGGGCGGUGUCGAGGGUGGCCCCGAGAACCUCAACGGGUCGACGCCCGACGUUGUCGUCAACACGGAUGACACGGCGUACCGGGUCAAGUUUGUCGGCGGCAGCAGCCUGCAGUGCCUCUGCACGUUUGUGGACCUGCACCUCGUGAGCAAAGGCCUGCGGCCCGUCAGCCCGGGCUUCAAGCAGGGCAUGCAGUACAGCGAGGAGUUUGAGCUGCCCCUGACGCCACACCUGCCUCCGUUGCCCGUGCGGCCCGAGACGGACGGGUACGUGGCGGCGUUUAUGCGCCGCGUGUGGCCCCUGUACCCGGUCGUCGACGAGACCACCGUCGCCGCCGACAUUGACUACAUCAUGCAGGUCCAGGCGCUGCACGGGGAACGCUUCGCGCGGCACCUGCCGCAGCUGACGCUGCCCACGCUGGCCGUGACGUACGCGGUCCUCGCGCUCGGCUCGGCCGAGCUGGCAGGCCAGGCGACGCCGCUGUCGACGUCGUACCUGACGGCGGCGUACAGCCUGUACGGCCACCUGAUCGCGCUGCCGUACACGGUGAGCGUGCAGGCGCUGUUCCUCAUGGCGCUGGCGCUGCGGGCGCAGAUGCGUGACGGGCAGGCGUGGCAGGUUCUCGGGCAGGCUCUGCGGAUCGCGUACUCGAUCGGCCUGCAUCGUACCUCUCCGUCCGCGCUGGCAUCUUCGUCUCAGACCAACCAAAAGAUGAAUGGAGCAAAGGGGAGGGGACAACCCCAACAGCAACCACAGACACCACGCCGCCCCCCGCCCGGGUGCUCGCCAUCUUACACGAGCGACGCAGGGCUGCACAGCCGGCUGUGGUGGUCGUGCUACGCGCUGGAGCGGCUGGUGCAGCUCGAGUCUGGGCGGCCGGCGGUGGUGCACGACCGCGUGGGCGACGGCAUCAGCAACAUUGACAGCGACACGUACAACAACAACAACAACGAGCACGCGCCGCCGCCGCGCCUGCCGCAGAUGCUCGACCCGGCGACGCACGGGUCCGAGUACUUUGUGGCGUGGGUGUCGCUGGCGCACAUCAUGGGCAAGAUCUCGGACCAGUUCUACGGGCAGAAGCCCCGGGACUCGGUCGAGCUGUUCACACGGGUGUACCGGCUGGACCAGAUGCUGACCGAGUGGAAGGACACGCUGCCGGACAGCGUGAGGCUGAGGAAGGACGCCGUCGCGCGGGCAUCGAGACACGCUGCUGCGGCCAGACAGGCCCGGCACGACAGGCACGCCACCACCAGCAGUAGAAGCAGCAAUAACAACAACAACAACAACAACAACAACAACAAGAGUAGCAGCGGCGGCGAGGACAGCGGCGACGAGGAGGAAGACGACGACGACUACCCGCCUCUGCCGGGCACACAUCCGCACGACGCCUCUUCAUCCAAGUUCGAGUACCAGCACCACCUGGCCAGCUUCCUCAGCCUGCAGCACUACCAGGCGCACAUCACGCUGCUGCGCAUCGCCCUCAUCUUCCCGCACGCCGACUUCCUCGCUGAGAUUGCCAAGCAGCGCGAGCACCUGCCCCGGAGCUACCACUAUGGUGGCAACAAGCACAGCGGGCUCAGCGCGCACUCGCGCCUCGUCAACGGCGCCGACAUCUGCCUCGGCGCGGCCCGCUCCGUCAUCACCGAGGCCACCACCCUCGCCGACGACGCCGAGCGGUCCGUCCUGCUCGGCGCGAACCCAAUGUUUGUCAGCGCCAUGGUCCUCGCGCUGGGGAUCCUGCGGCAGCCGACGCGGCGCCUGGCUAGGGCCGACUUGCAGCUCUUCCAUCUCGCGCUGGAGCUCGUCGAGGAGUAUCUGUCGCGGUGGGUCGUGAUGGGGGGGCCGUCGGGGUCGAAUGAUGGUGGUACUGGUGCUGGACAAGAGGAUGGGGACGAAGAAGGAGUGGUCACGUCAGGGGGUGGCGGUGACGGCGGAGACAUGAUGGGUCUCGUGGCGCUGCUGAGGGACCAGAUUGAUGCGUAUCACACACACUUCCGCACUCGGGGCGCCGCGGCCGCGACGAUGGCGUCAAUGAGCGGUGCUGGCGGCGGCGGGGGCAAGGCGUCUCCCUAUCUACAUCAGCAGCAGCAGCAGCAGCAGAAGUCGGCCUCCGCCCAUACCACCGGCAGCAUCAACUACAACAGCAACAACAGUGGCGACAGCACGUCACACCAGCACCAUUCAGGCCAAUCCCCUUACCAGGACCAGAGGCGCAGCUCCCAGACCGGUCACGGCCAGGCCCAGUACCAGCACCCGCUCCACCAGCUGCAGCAGUACGAGCAGUCCCAGGCACAGCACCAGCAGCAGCACCUCAUGGGCCCGCAGGGCUUCUCGGCGUCGCACUUCACGUCAUCCUCGUCCGCAACCCCGGAUUCCAACACAUCCACAACAAGAAAUGGGAGUGUUGGCGGUAGCAGCAGCAGCAACACAAACAACAACAACAACAAUGACAUGCCGCCUCCUCCGCUGCCAGGGGCGGAAGGCUUCAGCAACGGCGCGGAAGGAGUAGGAGUAGGAGCAGGACAAGGCGCAGGAGGUGGGCCGGGGACACCAAGCCAGGUAUUUUCGCCCAGUGGACUUGGUAGUGCUGGUGGUGGUGGUGGUGGCGGCGGGACGAGCAGUCUGUCCGCGCUGCUCACGGACGGCGGCACCACGGUCUAUGAUCACAACAGCCACAGUAUGGCACCGUUCAUGGACGGCAGCAUGGGAUAUAUGAAUGGUAGUGCUGGUAGUGGCAUGGGUGGGGCUGGUAGUACUCUCGGUGGGUUUAUGCCCGGGAGCACCCCAAGCUCGAUGAUGAUGAUGGAUGUGGAUUCGUUCGAGGGCCUCGCGUUUGACGAGCUCUGGAAUAUGAUUGGGACUACGGACGGGAGGGGCGAAUAUGCGUUCUAGCUUCAUGGUCCUGGUUCGGGGCACAAAAUGAAGAGCGGGCUAGGAACAGGUUUGAUACCCAUCUGUGUGAAUGAAGGCGUUGACAAUAGUAUCAGGCACAUGAAGUGUAACGACCAACAAAGGAAACAAUGGAAAUUGUUGAUCAUAAUCAAUACACCAAUAAACCGGGGAAGCGUGACUAAACUGGGUUCUCUCCCUAUUACUUUGCCACCAGCAGAUGAUGGUCUUCGCGGCGCUGACCUGACUGCACUCUCGUUCUCUGUCCCAUUGUCCUGCUGCUCAAAAGUGUCCGCAUCUGGAACUGCUGGUGUGAAAAAUCUGUACCAUUACGUGAUGGCUGGAUUCCGGGAAUGUUCCGGGUCCUGCAAACUUCGAGUGCGCGCGAGUCCAAAAUGUCCCAGCCGAGAGGAACGCCACGCAUGACCCUCUCGGGUGUCGCAUGAUGUGGGGAAGCAGCAUC
This is a messenger RNA of Microdochium trichocladiopsis, 4311 nucleotides long. RefSeq lists its product as uncharacterized. NCBI's taxonomy places the organism in Eukaryota, Fungi, Ascomycota, Sordariomycetes, Xylariales, Microdochiaceae. The record is from RefSeq and is a predicted model, not a curated record. The transcript has 2 exons. Bases 189 to 3851 code for a protein of 1220 amino acids. Gene Ontology annotation, molecular function: DNA-binding transcription factor activity, RNA polymerase II-specific; DNA binding; zinc ion binding. Gene Ontology annotation, biological process: DNA-templated transcription; regulation of DNA-templated transcription.